AUAGUCGGACACCAGGGAACAGCAGGACAGGCGCCUGUUUUGAGUUUUUUAAAAAAUCACUGAAAACCUCUGAUGGAAAGAAAACGUUUUUGGAUUUCUGUCUUGGAGAACCUUCAUCCAUUGGACAGGAGUGGAGACGCACUUUUCACACGGAAAAUUAUGCCAACUUUUGACAGCGUUGUGUUAAUGUGACUGAGUCCAACAGUUGAGAAGUAUGACAUCUAAUUGAUCACUGAAAAAACCAACGAUUUAUAGUAAGAUGUUUUUUGGAUGUGGACUGUGGGUGUGGAUGCGUUAGUGAUCUGUUUGACCAGACUGAGGAGCGGACACCGAAGCAUCUUCCAAACCUUGAGUAAAACUUAAUUUUGCUGAAAAAGCUGUUCUAGUCUAAUACCAGGACAUUAAAAUGGCCAACGCAUCCUAUAACCCCACAAUCCUCCACGUUGAUCUCAACUCUCUAAGUGAGUACAUGGAUGAUAACGAAACAAACUCUACCAGUGAAGAUCUAAGUUAUCUGGGCUGUGUUCAGAUCAACAUCCCUCAGGAGCUCUUCCUGGCGCUCGGGCUGAUCAGCCUGGUGGAGAACAUCCUGGUCGUUAUGGCCAUCUUCAAGAACCGCAAUCUACACUCACCUAUGUACUACUUCAUCUGUUGCUUGGCUGUGUCCGACAUGCUGGUCAGUGUGAGCAACGUGGUGGAGACAAUAUUCAUGCUUCUCAACGACCACGGCCUGCUGGACGUGCACCCGGGGAUGCUGCGCCACCUGGACAACGUCAUCGACGUGAUGAUCUGCAGCUCCGUGGUAUCAUCCCUCUCCUUCCUGUGCACCAUCGCUGCAGAUCGCUACAUCACCAUCUUUUACGCACUACGGUACCACAGCAUCAUGACCACACAGCGUGCCGUGGCCAUUAUCGUGGUAGUGUGGCUGGCCAGCAUCACCUCCAGCACCCUUUUCAUCGUGUAUCACACUGACAAUGCAGUCAUUGUGUGCCUCGUUACCUUCUUCUGCAUAACCCUGGUGUUUAACGCGGUGCUAUACCUGCACAUGUUUCUCCUUGCGCAUGUGCAUUCCCGGCGCAUCAUGGCUUUCCACAAAAGCAGGCGUCAGUCCACAAGCAUGAAAGGAGCGAUUACCCUGACCAUCCUGCUGGGGGUCUUCAUUAUAUGCUGGGGCCCAUUCUUCCUCCACCUUAUUCUCAUCCUCACUUGCCCCACCAGCCCGUUCUGCAACUGUUUCUUCAGAAACUUCAAUCUGUUUCUUAUUCUCAUCAUCUGUAACUCGCUCAUCGACCCACUCAUCUACGCGUACCGGAGCCAGGAGCUGCGUAAAACCCUGCAGGAGCUGGUCCUGUGUUCCUGGUGCUUCGGCCUGUGACAUCAUGCACAUUCAGGAAGAAGACGAGAGCACUUUAUGUUACAUGCAAUGCAGGCUGUCUCUUCUUCCUGAACGUACAUUAUGUCAGAAGCUUAAGUGCGCAGUGACUGAUAAAGUCUUCCACUGGAGAGCGAUGUCCAUGCGUCAGACUGUACACAUCAGACGCAGAUUUCCAUAAAGAUCAUGAGUUUGAUGUUCACCUUGACCUCUUGUUGCAGUGGGCUGGCGCGCCCCAAUGUCCAAUAAAAACUAUGAACCAAGAGAAAAUCCAUAAGUCAGUCAGUCCUGUCUACGAUGUAUCAAGAUUGCAUGUGUUCUGGUGUUUUAACCUUUUGGAUGAUUCGUUCUUUAUCUGUGUUUAAAAACUACUGAUAAAUGUAAAGACAAAUGUAUAAAUGAAGCUGAUCACACAGACUGUAAAUAUGUAUUAUAGUAUUUGAUUCACUGCCUCAUAAAACCAGAAUGAACUUGAAAUUACCAUAUGUUGUGAGCCUGGCUGUGAUGUUUUGAUGAUACAUGAUAAGACAUAAUUCUAGCUCUGUUUUGUGUUCAUACUUGUUCUUUCAAGAAUCUUGAAAAGUUUCUGUAUGUUGAAUGAUACCUGAUUCUUUUGGGGAGGCUUGUAUUUGAUGGUGCUGCAGCAUUUGAAGAUUGUAUUUUUGUGUAUAUGAUUGAUUUCCAUGUUUUCAAGUCAGUUGAAUCUCAGAACAGAUGUGAAUCUAUAACCUAAUAAAUAAGAAUAAUAGUGAAAUGAAUGGUGCAGCAGUAGCUACAUGAAGCACUGUGCAUUUCAUUUAACAUGAAAUCCAAGAAACAGAAAAAAGCUGCAAAAUAUAUGAUAGGAGAGUUUAAUUCACCACACCACCCUGAUUUUACUCUCAAGAAAAUGUUCAUAUAAUAAAUAAAUUAGAACUCAAGAAAUAUAUAGUCAAAAUCACAUGAAUGGUCUCUAAAGGCCCUGAUAGGAAAAGUAGACUGAGAUUAAGUGGUCUAUGAAAGAGAGCAGGGUUACCUUUGAGAAAGUUGUGUGAUUUUCUAAUAUAUGAAAUGUUUGGCAAGACAUAUAUAAUAUAUUUUGUCCAUUAUGUAGUUCAACUGGCUGAUAUUGUCUUGAAAACAAACCUACUGAUUUAACUCAUAAAUCAUGGCGAAAUAAUAUGCGUUAAUGUAAAACUGCAAACAAAGAAUAACAGUCAUUUCACUAAUCAUUUUCUUUCUCAAAUCCAGCCUAUUAACAGGCUUCACUUACAGCUGUGAAUGAGGGUCACUUUGGGUUAGUUUCUUAGAAUCACAGGUCUCAUGAUAAGACUGCCUGCCAAAAUAGAACCCACCAUACAUCACUGUUUUGAGAUGAUCAGCACCAUUAAGUGUGGGAAGCCACUAUUUGGGCGAUAUUAAAAAUAAUUCCAGUUGCACACUACCAUGUAUGAACAAUGCUCACCAGUGUAUUUGCUGCUGGUAGCAAUACAACAGAAGCUGAUACUGCCGCUACACUACAGUUAUGUUGGACAUGAGUCUCCAUAUUUUUUUUUUUUUAUACAUUUGGUUCUUUGAAUCAUAUUUAUUCAUUUCUUGAAUUUUCUUCUAUUUUUACAUAUUGUAUUGUUUUGUUUUAUUAUUGUGUGUGUGGAAAAAUUAGGUGUUUAGAAGACUGGAAAUAUAAAGUAAGUUUGUUUCUCUUCAUACAUUUUUGACAAUAAGAUGCUGAGGUAGUUGAUGAUAGGCUUAGUGCUUUAGUGUAUCCCAUAAAGUAACUAUAACCCAAUACAAAAUGUAAAUGCUGAGGUUUCUGUAGAAUCUGCAUCCAAUGUUGUCUGUGUAAGUUCUCAUUUGGUCAGGUCAUAGUUCUUCUGGAUUCAACUGGAGCAAAACAAGUCCAGCUGAACCUAGAAGAACUACCAACAACACAUCCAAUGUUGACUUGAAACUGGACAGAGUAUGUGAUAGUUCUUGAAUAGCAGAUUAAAGAGCAGUAUAUGGGGACAGAUUAUGUGAUAAAUGUAAUCAUUGAAAUUGUUUACAUGCUGUCAGUGUGUCUGCAAUAAAGAGACCAAACUAAACAACUCAGUCAAUAAAUGAUAACCAAAAUGUUAUCCAGUUA
Messenger RNA from Sphaeramia orbicularis (orbiculate cardinalfish), 3476 nucleotides. RefSeq names its product melanocortin 1 receptor (gene mc1r). The coding region runs from base 407 to 1375 and encodes 322 amino acids. The record is from RefSeq and is a predicted model, not a curated record. NCBI's taxonomy places the organism in Eukaryota, Metazoa, Chordata, Actinopteri, Kurtiformes, Apogonidae. Gene Ontology annotation, molecular function: melanocyte-stimulating hormone receptor activity. The transcript has a single exon. Gene Ontology annotation, cellular component: membrane. Gene Ontology annotation, biological process: G protein-coupled receptor signaling pathway.